Messenger RNA from Penaeus indicus, 12883 nucleotides. Its product is annotated as titin-like. Gene Ontology annotation, molecular function: axon guidance receptor activity. Gene Ontology annotation, biological process: homophilic cell-cell adhesion; synapse organization. The record is from RefSeq and is a predicted model, not a curated record. The transcript is spliced from 29 exons. Lineage: Eukaryota; Metazoa; Arthropoda; Malacostraca; Decapoda; Penaeidae. Gene Ontology annotation, cellular component: plasma membrane; neuronal cell body; axon.
UGAGUGUUUAUGUGUCAGCUGUGAAGAAAACUCAGGAGGAUAUUCAGAAUAUGAUGACAAGAGCAGAAGUUAUGUCAUAUAAAGGUGAUCAAGGAGGUCAGCGAGAUGAAGUUAUUGGAGCCCUUCUGCAACUCUAUCAAAAUCUGCAGAACAAAGCCACUGAAUACCAAAUCUUGGGGCACAUGCUGAUCCAGUGGUGCAGAAAUAUUGCUGAGAUUCACCGAUCUUGUGACAAACUGGAGUCACAAUUUGGUAAUGUCAGCCUUGAUAUUGGAGGUAUAGAAGGUCAGCUUUUGGAACAUGAGGCUUCCAAACAAGCUGUUCUGGAAUUGCUCAAAUUUGCUCAAAAUGAAUCAACAAGUAUUGUGACCAAGAUCAAGGAACAGUGUCCCCCGGAUGCUGGAGCACAGGAUAUUGGCAUGAUAAAUGAAAUGUUGGAAAGACGUGGCAGAGUCUUUGAAACUGUAUGGUCCCAUCAUCAACAAAUGCUUGAAAGGCAACUCAAGCGUUCGCAGUAUCAUGUUGAUUUACAGGUUAUCAGCGAUCAGCUUCGUGAUUUAAGUGAACAACUAGGUCGCAUGCGAGGUCAUUAUGGCGAUUCCUUGGGUGCUGCCAAGAACAUGCAGACUGCAUUCACACAGUUUAAGAUCACCGUUGAUAUGCUAGAAAGACGUAUCCAAACAUUUGUAAGCACCGCUGUUAAAAUGCUUGGACAAGAGGAUGAUUCAGGUGAAGUACAACAAGAACUUGCUGAGUUGGAGAAGAAAUGGUCUACCUUCCAGAGGCAGGUUGGGGAGUCAGAGAAGUCUAUUGAACUGUCUAUUGACUUCUUCAAACUUGUUGAGGAGGCCGAAGAUUGGUUUAAGAAUGGAAGUAAACUUCUGGUAACUGUAGCUGGUGAAUCAUCUAACAUCCAAAACCCAGAUCAAGCUCAGAAACUCAGGAAACGUAUUGAGCACUUCCUACAGCCAGGAGAGCAGGCUCAGGCACAGAGAAUUACAAAGAUAUCCUCACUUGCCCUUCAACUGUAUGGUUCAGCUACUCCUAGACAGAUUGAAGUUGUAUCGCACCAGAAUACACACAUGCUUGAAAGCUUUAAUGUUAUCAACCGUAACCUUGAAAUGCUGAUUAUAAACCUGAAAAAUGCAGAAGAUCUUAGAGAAAAGCAGAAGAAGGAAAAGGAAGAACUUGCAGCUUCACUCACAGCUGCACAGGCUGAAGCUGAGGCUGCAAGAUUGAGAGCAGCAGCAGCAGAAGAAGCUAGAAGGGCUGCAGAAGAGGUGGCAAGAACCAUGGCAAUACCUGUAGAGCCUAUUGUUCCAGAAAGGGUUGAGAUUGAGAUCCAGACGGAAGCCAUCCCUCUGUCACCUGAGGAGCCCCAGAAGCCUGAGGAAACACCACCCGCCAAGAAGGCCAAGUUGAUUGACGAUGAGCCACAGCACAUGCCUCCAGUCUUCAUGACACCGCUUGUGGGGGCCUCAGUCUCCGAGGGAGUCAAAUUCUCCUUUGAGUGCAGGGUUAUUGGAUUCCCAAUGCCUGAAGUUGAAUGGCUCAAGGACAACAUGAGUAUCUCUGGAAACCCAGAUUAUAAAACAAGCUUUGAAGAAGGUGUAUGUACCCUUACUAUUGAAGAAACAUUCACUGAGGACUCUGCCCUUUUCACAUGCAAGGCAGUCAAUGCUGCUGGUAUGGCAGAAACAUCUGCAACACUCACAGUUAAGGAAGCAGAGGCAGUGGAGGUGAUGGCACCACCAUUAUUCACAAAGAGACUUGUAGAUACAGCAGCUGAAGAAGGCUCUUCAUAUCAGCUUGAGGCAACAGUAGAAGGUCAUCCACUCCCAGUUGUUUCUUGGUCAAAAGAUGGAAAAUGUGUGGAUGAAUCUCCAGAUUAUGUCAUUACGUUCAACAACGGUGAAUGUAUGCUCAGAUUUGAGGAAGUCUUUGUGGAGGAUCAGGCUGAGUACCAAUGCAAAGCUACCAAUGAUCUGGGUGAAGAUAUUACUAAAGCCAGGCUUACUGUCACAGCGGUGGAACUCUCUGAACGCCCAAAGUUCACAAUGCUUUUGAGCAAUGUGAUGGCAAGGGCUGGACAGAAGUUUAAAUUGGAAUGCCAAGUUACAGGGAACCCAACUCCUACUAUCACCUGGUUCCACAACAAUAAACCAGUCAAGGAAACACCAGACUGUAGGUUGACAUUUGAUGGUCAAACAGCCACUUUAGUGAUGUCUGAAGCCUUCCCUAAGAAUGCUGGCACAUAUACUGUUGUGGCAAAGAACUCUGCUGGAGAAGCUCAGUGUUCAGCAAAUGUGUCUGUAAAGGGUCGCAUUCCAACUGAGACAAGUGACUCUGAGGUGGCAUCAGACAUAGAUGCAGAACCAGUAAAGCCUUCAGUACAACUUCCCUUGAAAGAUACCAGUAUACAAGAAGGGAGGCCAGCCCGUCUUGACUGUGUUAUUGUUGGUCAGCCUGAGCCAGAGGUUAUUUGGUACCAUGAUGACAAGCCAGUUAAGGAGUCCAAUGACUUCAAGUUACUGUUUCAUGGUGAUCGUUGUUCCUUGAUAAUACAAGAAGCAUUCUUGGAGGAUGCUGGCAUAUACAGGGUAGUGGCAAUGAACUCUGCUGGUGAAGCAUCAACUGCAUGUUUUCUAAAUGUAGAACCUGUUCCUGAACUGGCACCUCCAUCUGAACCAGAAGCUCCCACUGUGGCACCACGUUUCUCUCAGCUGUUAACAGACAGUCAUGUCACAGAAGGAAAGCCAAUCACUCUUCGUGCUUCAGUGACUGGCGAGCCUGCUCCUACUAUAGCAUGGUUUAAGGAUGGUGUGCCACUUCUUCCUGAUAAUGAGUUCCAGAUCCAGGAGAAUCCAGAUGGUAGUCUCAUUGUUCACAUUAAUGCUGCAACACUUGACCACACUGGGCAGUACGAAAUAGUUGCAUCCAAUGCAGCAGGGACAGCAAAGUGUGUAGCUUAUCUGAGCAUAGAACCUCGUCUCCCAACACCUCCACUUCCAGAGCACCGGGAACCUCCUGUCUUUUCCAAACUUAUUCAAGAUGUGACAGUGACAUCUGGUAGUGGUGUCAUAUUUGAAGCUGAUGUUACAGGGGUCCCGAAGCCUACGGUGAGUGGUCAGGAAUUUAUCAAAGAUGUUUGUGAUUUCAGGUCAGAAAAUGAUGAUUGUGUCAAUGGGGUACUGAAUGACAGAGUGCAGGCAUGUCACAUAUUUGAAGGCUCGUCUGAAGUUGGAAAUUAUGAAACAUUAAAUAACUUAAAGAUACUAAAGGAUGAUACAACUAGUACAGCUACAAGUAUAAUAGCAAACGGAGGAAGAGAACUGAAUGUUAAUGUACAAGAUAAAGAGUUGGAUUACAUAUCAGAAGAUCUGUCUGAGAUUGGAAGUUCUGAAGCUUCAGAUAUUUAUAAGUUUGACAAGGAUGAUACAAAUCCUACUACAAGUAUCAUGACAAAAGAUGAAUAUAUGAAUAUGAUGUCCAAGUUUUGCAAAUUACAGUGUACUUCAUCAUUUGAAGAAAAUAACAAUGUACCAAAUAUUGAGGAUCAUGAAGACAAUAGCUUACCAAACAUCGAUAGCAGCAGUAGUGAAUCUUUGAAAGAAGCUGAUCAACCAGGUAAUUUCCAUGACUUAAGAAUACUAGACUUUGAAUCAUAUUCACGCUUUAUGAUGGAGAACAUUGUCGUGUAUGGUUCAUUAGAGGAUUCAGAUGCAUGUGGAGAAGGUCAGUCUUAUGACCAGCUGCAGAAAUUUGAUGAUAUAAGUGUUAUGAACUCUGAAGUUUAUUCUAAUUUUCUCAAAUCACAUUUUGUAUCAGAUAAGGAGCAAGGGGAACCACCUGACAAUGUAUGUUUGAAUAGGGAUAGUGAUGAAUUGGAUGGUGAAAUGGAGAUAGAAAGAGAAGAGAAGCCUCAUACAGAUGAAUGUUUGUCUGUAUCUUCUGAUAGUGAGGAAGGCAUCAACCUCCAACCAGCAAAGUUUUUAGAUACUGGCAUAGAGGAAGACAUUCAGCCUGUUAAGCUUGUUGAUCUUUGGGAUCUGAUUAAGGACAGACUGCCAGAUUCUAAAAGUCAGGAAGAUGAUAGUUACCCUAAAAGGCAGAGAACCUUUUCAUUUGAGGAUGAAACUGAGUAUAAUAGAAAGUCAGUUUCUCAGAGUUCUGAUGGAGAAUUGGAAUCAGGGUAUUUCUCUGGUAAUUUUUCUAAUGCUUCAGGCCCCGAGUCACUUGACUCAGGUACAUCAAAAAGGAGCAGUUACUCCUUAUCGUCAGAAGAAACAUCUAAACGAAGCAGCAUUUGCGAAGAUCAAAUUAUUAGUCAUAUUAACCAGAGGAAAGGAGUAGAUGAAGAGACCCCAGCUGAUACCCUAUUCAAAAGUAAAUAUAAAGAAGAUCCAGUCAAGGCUCCAAAUCAAAGUUCAGAGCCAAUGAGACCAUAUUUGAGUACAAGAGAUAGCAGUUUUAUCACAGAAAAAGCAGCACAAACAAGUUCUACAGAUUUUUCAUCAUGCAGACAUAAUUCACGUGAUAAAACAAAGUGGCUGUCAGGUUAUGUGUCAGAUACAGAAUCCUCUUCUGAUUCAGAUAAUCCAAUAUAUGUUUUAUACAGUGAUAAGUAUGAAGAUGCUAAAACAUCAGGUAUUGAUAUAUAUACAGAACUACAGAGUAUAAGAACAUACUAUGGGGUAAUGACACCUAUUGUAGAGGCAGAAGAAGAGAUUCCCCAUGAUGAAAAAUCCAAAACUAUUGACUAUGAUGAGAGAGGAAAGACAGAUACUGAAAAGCUUUUUUCUUCAGAAAUGAAUUCCUUUGAUCAUGAAAGAUGUUGUAGUGGUCUAUCUGUCAUUUCAGAAGAAGGUUCUCUGUCUGAUUAUAGUGAAAUACAGAAACAUUAUACAGUUACAAAAUCAGUAGGUGUAAAUACAAUUUUAACUGCAAGUGAUGUACAAUGGCCUAUUAAAAAUAUUGGAACAAAUCUGGACAACUCUGCUGUGAAAAGUGAUGCAGAGAAACAAGUUGAAAGAAAGGCAAGAAGAGCAGCACGCCUUGCAAAAUUACGAGAACUUACUAAGAUACUAAAAACGCCAUCCAAAAUUUCAGUGUGCAGUAAGCAAAUUGAUACAGAUAGCAAACAAGAUAGAAGUUCACAGUCAUUCUGUUCAAACCCCAAUGCUUAUGAUAAAGUAAGCAUGAAAGAUAUUAAAGUUACAACAGAGUUCCUUAACUGUUCCUUGUUGAAAAGUUUUGAAACACUUCCACAAAAAUCAGAGCCAGAUUCAAAAAUGAAAGGGUAUUCAUCAGAACCAAACAAAGCUUUCAUGUUAAUGAUCAAAACAAAGGAAAGCUUGUCCCAGCUUGAGAUCAAGCGCAUUAUUGUAGAAAAGUUGAGAGCAGUAUUGGAAGCUGGACAGUCACUGAUUAGAGCCUAUGUAUUACCAUUUACGCAUGCUAUUUUCUUGGAUUUUAGCAACCCAUCUGUUAUAGAGCAUGGUUUGGCUCCGUUAACACAAGACAUAUUACCUAAUAUGGUAUUUGAAGUGUGUCUUCAUGCUACUAGAGGUCAGGGAACCAUAUUAGAUGGUGAAUGUACAGAUCCUAAUACACCUGGCAUAAUUCAAGCUGGAUAUUAUUUGAUUUAUGUCUUGUAUUACAAAGAUGAAGAUAGGUGUAUUCAAGCAGGUAUCAUCACUAUUGUUGCCGAAAAUGCUGCAGGAAAAGCAGUAUCUGCAGCAACUCUUAAAAUUCUAGAUCCACCGACAGCAGUAGCGAAACCAGCAGCAAUGGAGCCUCAAGGGAAACCGCAGCAUCAUGUGAAGGAGGAGAGCUACACAUCAUCCACAACAUCAUCCUCAACCAUGUUCCAGCAAUCCAGUAUGGUGGAAACCAGCCACAUAACCAAGGUUAUUAUGACUAGUGGAGGUAUGGAUGAGAAGAAGCAUAGCAUGUCUGCAGCCUCCACUUCACAAGUCAAGAGGGUCUCUGGACAGCCAGCAACAGAGGUUCACAAAGCACAUUUCCAGGAGAUGAGGCAAGAUGGGACUGCACCAGCUGUGGUCAGUGAUAAAGUAAGCAUGGUAAAGGUUGAGGGUGACAAAGUGGUCCAGCAGGUGAGCCAAGAUUCUGGCACUGUUUUUGUCACUCCUCCUCCAAAGAAAUUUGCAACAGGCAAGAGGAAGGCUGCCCCUGCAAGAUUCAUCACACCUCUUCAGGGUAUCAUUGCGAAAGAGGAUGACCGAAUUGUUCUGGAAAGCACAAUUGAUGGUUAUCCAGAGCCAUCUGUAACAUGGACCCAUAACGAUGGCCCUCUCAAGGAUGAUAUUCAAGUUAAGACUCAGUUAAACAAAACAUCACUGACCAUUCCCAGGGUCAACCAAGGACAUAGUGGACAUUACACCUGCUUCAUACAGAAUGAAGGUGGCUCUUCCCAGUGCACCUGUGAUGUUAUAAUCAAGAAGAAACAGUUCCCACCAGUGAUAUCGAAACGGCUGCAACCUGUUGUGGUGGGUGCAAACGAACGACUACACAUGGAGAUCGAUGUGACAGGUACCCCCCUACCUGAAGUUUCGUGGAUGAAGGAUGGUCAACCACUUACUCCUAGUGAUCGCUUAACUCAACGCUCUGAGGGUACUAGACAUCUUCUCAUCAUCCAGGAAGCUCAGUUAGAUGAUUCUGGUCGGUAUGGUGCUAUUGCUACCAACCCAGCUGGUCGAGCAGAGACUUUGGCAGAUGUUAUGGUGACACAGCUGAUCAUGGAUGAGAAACCUCAGACACACAAGAUUGUAUUUACAGAUGUAACUGAUGAAACUAAGAGAAAAAGUGAGUCUAUGGAAGAAGGACAUGUGAAAACAAUAAAGCGAGCAAUAGAGGAAGUAGCAGUUGAGGCACCAUCCCCUACCUCUCCUGUUAAAAUGUUUAAAGCCCCUCCUAAAGCUCCUGUCAAAUCCCCAAUUGUUCCCCCACCAUCUCUCCCAGCACCCCCAGUUCCCUUGCACCAAUCACCGUCUGAGACUGCAAGUGAAACAGAGGAGGAGGUGCGAAGGCCUCCAGGGAAACUGAAGAAGGCAUGGCCACCACUGCCUUCAGAGGAUGAUCUAGAAUAUCCAGCACGGAUGGAUACUGGCGUUGAGAUAGUUAGUAAAAAUGUGUCUUCCCUUAUAUCUUCUUUCUCUGCAAUGGAGACUCAAUCUCCUGCUGUGCCAAGUAAGCCAAAGCCUGCCCCUAAACCUCUUCCAAAACCCAAAGCGCCUGCUGAGCCAGAUAUCUACCUUGAACCUGAACCUGAACCAGUAUAUGGAUAUGUAAGUGAUACAGAAAUGGCUUUCAGUCAAGAAGCAGAGCCAGAAAAAACAAAAGUUAUUCUUCCUGAUGAACCAGUAUUAAUUCCUGAACCAGAACCUAUUUAUGAAGAAGUUGUAAUACAACAUGAACCAGAAGUAGAACCAGAGCCAGAAAUUGAAUAUAGAAUUGAGCAUAUCCAUGAACCAGAGCCAGUGCAACAACAGGAAGAAGCUGUAACUCAUGAACCAGAAGUUACCUUAAUUACAGAAACUUUGCCAGAACCAACACCUAAAGAAGAAGAAAUUAAGCUUGUGUCUCCUGUUCCUGAAAUAAUAUCAGAACCUUCAGUUGUUAUCAGUCUUGAACCGAAACCUGUUGAAGAGUCUACAGAAGAAGUUGAGGUUCCAGAACUUGAACCAAUUGUUUCAGUAGAGGAAAUGAGGAUAUCAAAAUUAAAUCCCAAUGCAGCUGAAUUUGAACCCAGAGUAAUAAGAGAAGUAAAAACAGAAGUAACCUCAAGUGAAUCAAUGUUUUAUGAAACAAAAAAAUCAGUUUCGUCAUCCAGUUAUUCAACAGUUGAAACCAAAGUAUAUACGACUGGAAUAACAAGUCCUCCUCUGGAAGACUCUACAGAAAUAAGCUCAGAUAUCAAAGUACAAGCCACCGUUCCUUCAGAAUCUGUAGUUGAAAAACCCAUUACUCCAGAGUCCUUGGUUCAAGAACCUGUUCUGGAUCAAGAGUAUCAACAGCCAGCAGUAGCUGAAGUAAUUCCAGAGCUGGAAGAUAAAGAACCCUUUGUACCUGAACCUGUGGUUUCAGAGACAUAUGAUACUCCACCUGAACCAAUAGUUCAUGAGGUGGAAGUUCCAGAGUCAGAAAUUGCAGAGCCAGUGAUUCAGGAAUUGGAACCAGAUCAUGUGAUUCAAAGUUCAUUUAUAGAACCAGUUGUACCAGAGCCUCAGAAACCAGUUGCCUCAGAGCCUCAGGAAUUUGUAUUAUAGCCAGUAGUUUCCAAUGUAAUGCCUGAACCUACUGUUUCUGAGGCAGUCAUAGAAGUACAGCAAGGUGAGGAUACAGUUGAGUAUUUUCUCCCAGAAAGUGAACAGGUAAUUGAAUUUGUAGCAUCCCCAUUACCUGCUCCUAAGGCACCUAGUCCAGAGCCUGAACCAAUUCAAAUGGAUACUAAACCGUCAUUACCUGAAGUGAUUGCUGAGCCUGUAAAAGAAGCUCCAGCUAAGUCAUGGCAAUCAAAAAUUGAAUCUGGUACAUAUGAAAGUAAGGUGCAAUCAGAUUUUAGUUCAAUUUCUUUCUCUUCAAUGGCUUCUGAGACAAAGACCAUGUUUGUUACAUCAUCAGAUGUGCAGACUAGGAUGUUUUCUCAGAUGCCUCUUCAACCACAACCAAAAGAACCUAAGAAACCACUUACUCCUCUCAUAAUGCCUGAAAGAAAGUCAAGUGUAGAGGAAACAGUAAAGCCCCCAAAAGCCCCUGAACGUGAUGAUAUGAAGGAGCAAAAGAAACCCAAAAAGAAACGAGAAUCAGUUAUUCAGAUUGCAAAGAGAUUGGAAGAAACAAUUGUACCAAUGUCUCCUGAUGAAGUACCAGGUGGUAUUCGCAUGUUCCCUAGUCCCAAGCAGCCAUCAACUCCUGUCCGUGAGACACCAACACCAACACGAGAAACAUCAUCUGCUAGGGCAACCCCCACCAUUGAAGAGAUAAUGACUAUUGAAUUUAAACCAGAGAAAUUCCCACAACUUGAACCAUUGCCUUUCCAACCCCAAGAACCAGCUAGGAGAGAAAGACCAAGGAGUUUGCCACCACCCAUUCCUAGAAAAUUUAUUCCUGGUACUUUUACAGACAGUGACUAUAGUGAAUAUGAAAGUGACAUGGAAAGUGAACACCGCCUAAAUUUAAAGAAAAUUAAAUUUGAUGCUUCAGGGAAACAGGUUGCCAGGCCUCAUUCAGUUGGUCGUGACCCUCUUCCACCUUGGGCUUUUGAUACUCCCCCAGUGUUUGAAGGUGGCAUGAGGCCUGAAGUACUUAAAAAAGAGGAAGAAAUUGUCAAGACGAAAAAAUCUGUUACUCCAAAAAUAAAGCCCAAGAUAGUAGAAAAGUUCUUUGCAGCCACUGGAGCUGAAGAGGAGAAAGAGAUAAUAAAACCAGUGCCAAGAAAGCUAAAGAAGGAAACUAUUCCUCCUCCAAAAAUAGUACCUGUCGAAAAGACAGAUCAAAAAGUAAAACAGAUAAAACCAAUAGUUAUACCUGAACCAAAGCUUGAAAAACCUAAGAUAGAGAAACCUGUGCCACCAAUCCCUGAACCAACAAAGAAAGUGGAGGAAAAGAUUGCAGAACCACAAGAAAAGUUAAUGAAGCAAUGGCCUCCUAAACCUGAAGAAGGGGAACCAGCAUAUCAGGAAUCUCAAGUGGGAGGCAGAUCUGUGAAAAGUAUGAUAUCUUCUUUCUCAGAAAUUAGUUCUCAGGAAACUUCCAUGUCUUUCCAGAAACGGGAAACCAAAGUUAUGAAACAGGAGACUAAAGUUUCUACACAGUCUUACACACCUGAAACUAAACCUGCUCCAGUUCUAGUUCCAACAGUAGAACCUACUUUUAUUUCAAAACCAGAAGCACCAUCAGCUUAUAUUCUAGAACCAGAACCUCCUCCAGUAUAUGUUACACCUGAACCUGCUCCUGUGUAUGUUGAACCUGAGCCUGCUCCUGUAUAUGUUGAACCUACACCUGAGCCUGCUCCAGUGUAUGUUGAACCUGAGCCUGCUCCUGUAUAUGUUGAACCUACACCUGAGCCUGCUCCAGUGUAUGUUGAACCUGAGCCUGCUCCUAUAUAUGUUGAACCAACACCUGAGCCUGCUCCUGUGUAUAUUGAACCUACACCUGAGCCUGCUCCUGUGUAUAUUGAACCUGAACCUGCACCUGUGUAUGUUGAACCUACACCAGAGCCUCCUCCAGUGUAUGUUGAACCUAAACCUGAGCCUGCUCUAGCAUAUGUUGAACCAAAACCAUUACCUCUGCCAGUUCCUGAGCCAAAAGCAGAUUCACAUCCAGAACCAAUUCCUAUCAUAUCCCCAGAACCUGCUCCUGUCAUGUCUCCAGAACCUGCUCCUAUCAUAUCUCCAGAACCCACUCCAGAUGUGGCUUUACCUGGUUUCCGCUCAGUACGUGCACCAACACCAAAGCGUGGUCAAACUCCAGCAAAAACAGCACCAGCUCCACCACCUCCAUUUGAUUUAGUAAUAUCCCCAGAACCUGUGGCAAAGCCAACACCUAUUACAACACCAAAACCUGCACCUGUUACCCCAUCAAAGCCAGCACCUGUAACCACACCAAAGCCAGCACCUGUUCCUACACCAAAGCCAGCACCUCUUCCUACACCAAAGCCAGCACCUGUUACCAUACCAAAGCCAGCACCUUUGCCAACAGUAUCACCUGUUCCCAAAACACCACCAAAACCAGUACAAGAACCUGUAAAGAAGACUGUUGUUAAGACAGAAGUCAAAUCCUCCAUUAAAGAGAAAAUGAUCAGAUCCACAACUGGAAAGACAAAUGAGAAAUGGCCUCCUAAAGUGCAAGAAGUAGAUGUGCCAAAGGCAAUACCAUUACUUAGAACACGUUCUCAUUCUUUAGAAAGACCACCUGUGACUGAGCCUCAAGUUUUACCUGCAAGACCACAUGAAGCUCCACCAUCUGUGUAUUGGUCAAGCAACAUCACUGUUAAAGAAAAGAGGUUGUCAUGGCCACCACAACCAAUGCCACAGACCCAAACUAUCAGCACCUCAUCAGUAAGCGAAUCUACAAGUAGAACAACUCGGGAAGAGAUCACCCAGACAUCCCAACAGAUUUCAAAAACAACUCUGGAAAAGAAAGAUACAGUGCCAGGCCCAACACCUCUUAUAAUAACACCUAUGCAGCCUGUGGUCCAAACAAAGCCAGUAACCAUUGCACCUAAACAAGGCCUUGUUCUCCCUUCAGAUUCAAAGAAGAAACAACUAACAAAGGAUAUUACUAUAAAAUCUAAAGUUCCUACAAGAGAAGGUUCUGUCACCUCACCUAUUAUCCAGCUUCCUCCUUUGGAACCCUUCCCAUUCAGUGUAGAUCCUGAAAGGGAAAAGAAACCAAGGGGAAGAGCUCCAUCUAUGCCUAGGAAGUUUGUUCCAGGCUCAUUCACAGAAAGUGAAUAUGAAAGUGAUUAUGAGUCUGUACCAGGAUCCUUAUCAAGGCUAUACAUGAGUGACAGUGAAGCUGUGGGAUAUAAACCUAUGAACAUUAAAAUGAAGAAAGGAAGGUCCAAGAAAUCAAAGCAGCCUUCCCCUCCACCUCCUUCUGCUUUUGGUCCCCCACCAUCGCUUGAUACCCUUCCUCCUCCUGGAUACCUUUUCUCAGAUGUUGAAUCUGAUAUUCCAACUUCAAAGGAAUCAACGCCAGUACCAGAGACUGGUAGAAUCCAAAGUAAGCAUAUAGUGCAGACUGUUAAACUGCUUGCAUCACAGAUAACACCAGAGCAGAAAUCAAUGCAAACAGUAGCUCCAAAGCCAGUUAAACCAAAGACUCCAAUUGUACUUCCUAAAGUAGCACCAGCCCAGAACAUUGUUCCACAAGUUGGGCCUAAAGUAUCAGUAGUGGCACCCAAAACAGUUACUGUGGCUACAUCACAAACAAUCAAACAAGCAGAACAGACUCACAUUCAGAAAACACAGGUACAGGAGCCUGUAGCAGAAAAUAUUGGUGUUGUAGGUAUGAGAAAGAAAUUUGAAGAAGCUGGUGGUUCAUCUCCUACACCAAAAAGUGGUACACCACUAAGUCGUCAUUCAAGAAUACAGUCUCCAUCACCUAUACGUGGUGGUCCAUUAAGUGAAACCCCUGUUCUAACCUCUGACUAUAUUGAGCAUGUUGAUAAGCCAACACAGCCAACUUCUGAAAGAGUAGUUCCCAUAUCACAAGAAAGCAGUGGGACUGAAAAAACAUCUUCAACACAGGGUACCGUGAAGACAAAACCAGCAUCGCCCAAGUCUCGUAAAAAGACAGAAACUGUUCAGAAGAGUGUGCAGGAGUUAGAAGAGAGUGGCUAUGCAGCAGAUACAGAAGGCACCUUGCCACGUCGUCAUGGAAAGACUGUACAAUCAAGUUCAUCAAGCUUUAGUUCUAGUUCAUUUUCCAAAAGUGAAUCAUUCAUGUCAUCAUCCUUUUCAAAGAGUGAAAGCAAAAGUUUCUCCAGCUCUGAGUUCAGUGGCCAACCCACUUCAACCUCAUUCCCCCCUGGUUUCCCUUCUGGUGGUGCCCCAGGUACAUUUCCCUUUCCCUCAACUCCUGCCUCUUCAGUAGGUCAGACCUCGCACUUCUCCAGUACAUUCAAGUCAUCUGAAAGUAAAUCUUCCCAGGUUAAAAAACUAUGGUCAUUUCCCAAGCUAAACUGCAAUUGAUGCAAAAAAACGUGAGAUUUUAAAUGUUUACUAGCAGGUCAGAAGAGGUCCGUGAGGAAAGGCGUGGAGGAGCCCAAGGUACUAAGCCCACUCCAGAAACUAAACCAGCAAAAGAAGAAAAGAAACCAAAAUAUGAAGAGUUCAGAAGAGAAACUCACGGACAC